This is a messenger RNA of Adelges cooleyi (spruce gall adelgid), 2099 nucleotides long. RefSeq lists its product as uncharacterized. Lineage: Eukaryota; Metazoa; Arthropoda; Insecta; Hemiptera; Adelgidae. The transcript is spliced from 2 exons. The record is from RefSeq and is a predicted model, not a curated record. The coding region runs from base 197 to 1615 and encodes 472 amino acids.
UUGUCGAAUUCAAUUAAAAACUGUAAUUAUUUACUUAUGCUUUUAAUUAAUUCUAUACUAUGUACAAUAAAGCGGCCGUCUAACGUCUUGCGAGUAUAACAGUUUACUUUGACUUAUACUACAUAAGUCACCCCAUAUCAUACAAAUUACUUGAAUUUUAUUUAAGGUGGUAUAAUUGAGAACAUAAUAAAUAACUAUGAUAGGCAACAUUUGUGCAUUAUUGUUAUGUUGUUUCGCUAUAACGUCAAGUAUAAAAGAAAUCGAAUCAGCAGGCAACAGCAAGAUUAAUCCUACGCGAUUUAUCAUCCAAUCGACUCAUAAAAAUUAUUUACGUGCCGUAAAUAAUUUAAAAACUUUCAACAAACGUCCAAAAAUAGUUAUUACACCCACAGACGAGAAAAAACUGUCAACAACAGAUUGCGACAGCAUUAAUGAAUACCGUUUAAAAUUGAAAAGCCGCGAUAAGUUAGAGAAAAAAGGUCGGGACGUCAUGUGUAGUUUUUGUGUAAUUGUACAAUCCAACAUAAUGUGCUUGAAGAACAUAGUCGAAGAGUUAAUAAGCGGAGAAACUUUCAUUAGUAACGAAAGUGUUAAAAUAAAACAUUUUAAACAGGAAGCCGAAUUAAUAGUUGCACUAUAUCCGGUGGAGAAUCUACAAACGGGCAAAUGGCUUUGGAGUUAUUUUUUGAAAUUGAUCGCCAUCAGACAAUACGACGACAAUAAACACUAUAUCCACGAGAACCCUUUCGAAGACGAUCAACUGCAAGCAGGUGUUUCGGAUUUCAUUGGCAAUUGUGUGCAAGAAAAAUACCUACCUCCGGCUGCAGUUGAACCGGAUUUUGUUACAAAAAACACGAGUAUAAGCGAUAAGCUGUUUACCGACCUACGCGAUUCCAAAUGGUUUAAAGACUUUUCCCUUGACCGUAAUUACGAUGCACUGUUAGACGUUUUAUACCUGAAACCAUUUUGGGAAGACCAAAGACAACUGUUGUUCAGAGGAAUAACCCAGGGGUUCGAUGUCGAUUGGAGUAGGGUGAGACAACGACACCGGAAGGAGAUGGGCAUUACCAGAGCAUUCGUGGAAAAUCGCACUUGGAUUCACAAUCCGUACGGUCGGCUGGAUCAUCAACACUUGUUGAUCAAAAUUAUCGACGCCAGAUUGUAUUGCUACAUUUGGGUUAUACUUUAUGUUUAUGAAAAACAAUCGUCCCUGCUCGACGAACCGACGCUAGAAGAAAUCAAAGAUCUUGUUCACGACGUUAUCAACGAAACAGUGGAUUUAUCGAUCAAAGAUGAAUUUCUUGUAGUUAUUUUAUCAGAACUCCGGUUGGCAAAAACACGCGACGUUGACGACAUAAAAGACAUUUUAGCAAGAGUGACGGCAAAAGCCAAUGAGCUCCUGGACGAUUUAAACGGUACAAAAACCACCGAAAUCGAUUGGCUCAGUUUCGACGUCGACGAAGUCCAACUGUCUACCAGCAGAUUGAUAAAGAUAAUCAUUAUGGAUUUCCACUUCUAUUUGAACUCAUUAAAAAGCUACUGCUCGCCAUACGAAUAUAAAACGCUUUUACAUUUUGUUGAUGUAGUCAAAUUGUCGGCUGCUCGAUAUCUUUAAAAAGUCUGACAACAUUUUCGACUACUCAGGAUGGUCCGAUUUCAGAUCUGUAAAAUUAUACACACUGACUUUUGAUGUAUUGCUUUAUUUAAGUAAAAUAUUUUUUUGUAAUGUAGACAUUUUUAAAAUUAUAUUUGAGUUUAAAAAAAUGAGUUUUUUAAUUGAAACCCCUACACAGCCGAGUAAAGAGUAGUCAAAGAACUCAAAUGACUUUACAGAAUAGAAAUUUUACCAUAAUAAAUGGGCAAAUUUUGUCGGAUUUUGGUCUAAAAUACCAACAAAAUAGCGUUCACUCAUUGAAAAAAAAUCAUUUGAAGAUUAUGUAAAUUAAAUGUUCACCCUGUCUGCAUAGUUAAGAACACCUAUACUGAAAAAAAAAAUGAAUACGGAGCUCUAAAAAAAAUUCUAUAUCGUCCGCUGUUAUUUGAAUGUUAAAUUAAAAACACAAUGUUUAUAAAUCAACUUAAACAAUAAUAUAAUAUCA